Spirometra erinaceieuropaei is the source of this 561-nucleotide messenger RNA. The record is from the annotation of a GenBank genome assembly. Lineage: Eukaryota; Metazoa; Platyhelminthes; Cestoda; Diphyllobothriidea; Diphyllobothriidae.
AUGGUGUUUUGGCGUCGAUACGUGGAUGAUACAUUCGUCAUUAUUGGAAAGGACAGUCUAUCGGGUUUCCAUGACUUGCUUAGCAGCAUCCUCCCCGGCAUUCAGUUUGCAAGAGAAAACGAGGAGGCCGAGAAACUACCCUUCCUUACUGUGCUCGUCACGCGCAAAGUUGAUGGUAAACUCAGCAUUACAGUGUACAGAAAGGCGACCAAUAUAACCCAGGUCCUCAUCUAUCAUAGCGACCACCCAUUGGUGCACAAACGGGCCGUUCGGAGAGGCGACCCACUAUCUCAAGUCGCCGCUCACACGCUGGAGGAAGGCCAUGAGUUCGACUUCGCCAACACGCGGAUAUUGGCGCGAGACGACAACAAGAUGGGGCGAGAAAUGUUGGAGGUUCGGGUGCCGGAUACCAACUCUAUCAAUAGACACAUUGAUUUGCCUGCGUGUUAUCAUGCGCUCCGCCCACGCAGCCAAGUUGCGCAGCUCACAUCGCCGCAAAGUACAAACGGCGUCACCACGCCAGAGGACCAUUGUGGACCAGGCGGGACAAACCAGACCUAA